Molecule: messenger RNA, 1028 nt
Organism: Populus trichocarpa (black cottonwood)
Lineage: Eukaryota; Viridiplantae; Streptophyta; Magnoliopsida; Malpighiales; Salicaceae
Exons: 4
Coding region: 553-858 (101 amino acids)
Source: RefSeq, a predicted model, not a curated record
CUGGUCUAUCAAAACUAAUAGCUACCAAGUUUGUAAAGGCUUUUUAUGUUUUUUUGCUUAGCAACACUUUACAGAUAUCCUCUAUUUCUACAUCUGUAGUAACAUUAGUUUACUACACGUGCCCUAACCACCCCAGAUCUAUUAUAGUUGUUCUAACAUUUCAUUCGAUAAACUCUCCACAAUUUCCAACCAAUAGACAUGCUUAUCUGAAGUUUGGAAUGUUUCCAUUACACAGUUUACUGGAGUUUAGAAUGUUCCCAUGACAUAGUUCAUUAAGUGUUUAUCUUUUUUGUUCAUCUAUGAGGGCACUAAUUUUCAUUGCCUUGCAAGGUGUUUGCACUUUUCCAAUUUUCUUGUCGCUGCUGUUGUCCAUUAACUCAUAUUUCUGGACUUCUAUGUUAGUAAAAUGAUUAAUGUUUCAAUUUUGAUGCCUGCAUAAUGUAUCAGGAUAAAAUACAGCAUUAGUAUUGUUGCUGACAAGGGUCUGAAAAAGCCUCUCUAUACUUGUACACGUUUGAAGAAGGGGGAAGUUCUAUAUUUAGAAACACAUUCAUGCAGGAGAGAAAAUGGGAAAGUGACACAGGCUUCUCACUCAGGUGCAUGAAGAGACAGAUAAGUUCCACAGUCACCACCCACAUUCCUCAAACGGUGAGAAGCAGGACUGUGAUAAUGUUCUUUUUGAUGUAUUCCGGUGGUCACGCUGUAAGAAACCACAACCACAGAAGGUCAUGCAGUCAGUUGGGAUCCCAUUGGAACAUGUUGAGGUGUUGGAGGAGAAUCUUGACUGGGAGGAUGUGCAAUGGUCAUAAACUGGUGUUUGGAUUGCUGGAAAAGAACACGCACUUGCUAGGUUUAUAAAAAAUCGACUGGACUACUCUAUCCGUACCAGAGUAUUUGAGCAACCAAAACAGAAGCACUGGAACUUUGAAUAUUGGGAAAUCUGGCAUUUCUUCCAUGUAUAUAAAUCCAUUACAAGCAAUCUAAUGACAAAAAGGAAAGCAUCUUUCUGCAAUUUCUAUUUCGAUUGA